[Torrubiella] hemipterigena is the source of this 3257-nucleotide messenger RNA. The record is from the annotation of a GenBank genome assembly. Lineage: Eukaryota; Fungi; Ascomycota; Sordariomycetes; Hypocreales; Clavicipitaceae.
CCCCGGUCCCCUAGCCCGCUUCGCUCUGGCUCUUUUUCCCAAACACCUCUUGCGCAGUGUCCCAUACUAAUCUCCUCCCCUCCCCCCGAUCCUCUCCCAUUCCAACCCUUCCUCCUCACUCCCCCCGAAACCUUUUAUUACCCUUCGCUUCCCCCACACCUCUCAAACUCAUCAUCGCGUUUCUCCUCCAGAGCUUCGAUUUGUUUCGCUCUUGGAAACUUUUCUCCUUUGUUUCAUUUUCCUUGUCAUUUUCCUUUCUUCUUCUUCUUCUUGACGGGCCAGGUCGUCCCUUUUCUUACCGCUCUACUUUGCAGAACAAUACCACCUCUUUACCGUUGCUUCCUCAUUUCGCCUACCAGACGAACUGCUACACGACGCGAGACAUCCCGAUUGCUGAGCCGGUCAACCGUUUUAUUCUUCUCUUCUAUUGAUUAGAUCCAGCGCCUUGCAGCACGCCUACAUUCGCGACUCUGCAUCCUACCGACAAUUCUCUCUGCCGGUCCAUCUUCCUUUGCUCUUGGCUUUGAAUUUCCAGUAUCAGCUUGACGCCGUUCCUGGACCAUCGCCGUGCGAUAUUUCAGUACUUACCGGGCUGGUCUCGAAUACGCUUUCAUCUUUUUUUUUGAUCCUUACAUUUUUACGCUCUUACGCGCCCGACGCGACCGAUAGACAGCCCCGGCGCCUAAGCCUCUACACCAAGACAUCGUCGGUGUAUCGCUACCUAUCGGCACCUUUCACCAGCGUCAUCAAACUACACAGGGCUACGACGGAAAGUCAACCCACUUUGUCCUAGCACCAUGUAUCCUCAACAAGCUGCCAUGGCGGCGCCACAGAAGCCCGAGACCUUCAUGCUGAGCACGGAGGCUCAGCAGGCACUUCCACACGACGCCCAGGUUGCUCUUCAACAGGUCGACAACCUCAAGUACUUCCUUAUUUCAGCCCCCGUUGACUGGCAGGCUGACCAGUACAUUCGACGAUUCCUUCUCCCCACUGGAGAAUACGUCUCUUGUGUUCUCUGGAACAACCUCUUUCACAUUUCUGGUACCGACAUUGUUCGCUGCCUCUCUUUCCGCUUCCAAGCCUUUGGCCGUCCGGUUAAGAACUCCAAGAAGUUCGAAGAAGGCAUCUUCUCCGAUCUCCGCAACCUCAAGUCUGGAACUGACGCUUCCUUGGAAGAGCCCAAGAGCGGAUUCCUUGACUUCUUGUACAAGAACAACUGCAUCCGAACCCAGAAGAAGCAAAAGGUUUUCUACUGGUACAGUGUCCCCCAUGACCGCCUAUUCCUUGACGCUCUGGAGCGUGAUCUUAAGAGAGAGAAGAUGGGUCAGGAGGCUACUACCAUUGCCGUCAGCGAACCCGCCUUGUCUUUCCAAUACGAUUCCUCGCAAUCCUUGUUCGAGCAGCUCACAAAGUCCCAGCAAGCCAACUCCUCCUCUUUCAGCGCCCAGCAGUCUGCGUCGGCCUACAACCAAAGCCAGUCCACCUCCCCAGUUGUCAGAUCAGUUGACUCGAUGCCACCCCCAACAAUGAUGCCUCAGUCCAUGUCGGCUCCCCUUGCUGAGCCAGUAGACAACCUCGUCUACGAUGCCAUGACGAUGGCACCUGCUGCUCCCGCCCAGGUUACUGCCGUCAAGCGUGAUCAUGACUUCUCUCGUAUCAGCUACAACCAGAAUGGCAUCCCCGUUACUGCUGCUCACCAGCGCCAUUCUUCUAUGCCCGCCUAUGGCCUCGAGUACUCUCCUGCUCCUUCGUUUGUGUCUUCUCAGUAUGAUGACUACGGCAACCGCGGCCUGUCUUUUGAGCCCAUUACCCCUCCUCAACAGGCUCUCGGCAUGCCCAAUGAUACCUACAUCACCAAUGAGGAUAAUGGACUCUACUCCAACAUGUCGGAUAACCUGUCUGGCAUGAAUGCUAUGGGCAACAUGGUUCAGUUGCCUGCUUCUGCUACGGCCGGCUUCUCUCGCACCUAUGGCGCCAACAACGUCUACUCGGUCAUUGAAGGCUCGCCCACGUACAAGCAGCGACGCAGACGCUCCUCGAUCCCCCCUGGUCUCUCUGCCAUUGCCCCUCCUCCCAACACAACUCCUCACAGACCAUCUGAUCUUCGCCGUUCAGUUUCCGCUUCUGUCGGCCCUGUUGCUGAAGGUGACGAAUCCGGCGACAACUCGCCUCCUGACUUGUCCUUCAGCACAUCUAGCAUGGGCAUGGUUCAGAAGCCUACCAUGGACGGUGCACUCAACGGAAUGGGCCUCCAGGGGUUUGGCAACUCGACUGAUGACUUCAUGCAAGAUGCUCUCCUUGGCCACCGCCGGGCUAUUUCUGGACCUACCGGCGUCAUCCGCCGUGCCCGUUCUGCCACCGUCAUGGAGCUUGGCCCCUACUCUCACAAGUCUCAUUCGUGCCCUAUCCCUUCCUGUGGCCGCCUCUUCAAGAGAUUAGAGCACCUCAAGAGACACGUCCGUACUCACACGCAAGAGAAGCCCUAUGCCUGCAGCCAGUGCGGCAAGGCCUUCUCUCGCUCUGACAACUUGGCUCAACACAAGCGAACCCACAGCCGCGAAGACGGUGGUGAUGGAUCCUUUAACCUCUCUGCUGAAGAAGAGGAGGAGUUUUCUGGCGAGGACAACCUUGGUUCCCUCGAGGAAGCAUCACCAACGUCGGAGGCUGCCUAUGCCCCUACCUCAAUGGCUGACAACUCUCACAUGAUAAAUGCCACAUCCAACGUCUCAACGGCCUCUUUCAACACACUCCAGUCGCUAAGCAUGCCGAUGACAAUGAGCCAAUCAACAGCUAUUAAUGCCGGUGGCAUGAUGUAGUGAUGAUUUCUGACUUAUUCUUUUUUUAUGUUUUCGGCAGCUUGGCGUUGGUAGUGUUUAGCGUUUGCUUUUCUCUGGUCCCUUUUUCCCUGUUACGUCUGCUUGAAACGUGUCUUUCAUUCAAUGCACAGUACCUUUCUUGUUUACUAUACUAUGUCCUUUUGGUUUACAGUUCUUUGGAAGCGCAGCCGCUUUUUGGCAAGUGGAUUCAAAUCUCAAUUUACCAUCUAGCCCGCCAUCACCAAGCCAUCCUUCUACAGGUUGGCGAAUACCCUCUUGGGGGCGAGCAUGAAGUCUAACAAUUGACUGUUAAAAGAGAUGUGAUCUCCUUGUACAUAUAGAGUUUAUUUCCCCUCCUGUUCUUCGCGCCAACUUGUUCAGCUUGUGGCAGCAGAAAAGCAUUACUAUUUCUCUGAUAUAGCAAAUAAUUAUCUUCUAUCC